This is a messenger RNA of Nomascus leucogenys (northern white-cheeked gibbon), 1865 nucleotides long. RefSeq names its product leucine rich repeat containing 74B (gene LRRC74B). Gene Ontology annotation, molecular function: protein binding. Lineage: Eukaryota; Metazoa; Chordata; Mammalia; Primates; Hylobatidae. The record is from RefSeq and is a predicted model, not a curated record.
CAGACUCCGCCCACAAUCCCGGGCCUUGCUCUGGGUGCGGGGCCAAGCUGUCUCCGACUCAGUGUCUGAGACUGCGAGAGGGUCGUAACCAUGAGGGGUUCCUGCGAGAGGUCUGGGGAGGAUGAAAAGCAGGAGGAAGAGGCGACGGCGGCCUGUGGAAGUCUUUCAGGGGUCCCCGAGGCCGAGCAGAGUCCCGAGGCCAACUGGGACUCCGACCUGGAGACGGAAGGCACCCAUGGGCUUAGAGAACUGGUCAGGGACGCGCUGUACCUGAGGUCUUACCGGGCCCAUAGCGUUGUCCCUGUCUCCUGCUUUCUGCGCCAAGGGAGCGCCCAAGAGCUGAAUCUCCGGCACCGUGGCCUAGGGCCCCAGGGCGCCCGGGCUCUGGCUUCCUCGUUGAGCUCCAAUCCAUACGUCAAGCGGCUGGACCUUCGAGACAAUGGGCUCUGUGGGGCGGGUGUAGAGGCCCUGGCAGGUGCCCUGAGCAAAAGCAGCAGCAUCCGUGAUGUGGACCUGUCGGAGAACCAGCUGGGAGUGGCAGGAGUCCAGGCCCUCUGUGCCGCCCUCACUGUGAACCGGGCCAUGCAGAAGAUGCAGCUGUCAGGGAAUGGCCUGGAGGAGCAGGCGGCCCAGUACCUUGCCGAACUCCUGCUGGCGCACACAGACCUGAAGUCCCUGGACCUGAGCUAUAACCAGCUGAAUGACCAAGCAGGGGAGACACUGGGACCAGCCCUGGCAGAAAACACAGGACUCACUGAGCUUAACGUGAGCUGGAAUCACCUCCGGGGCCCAGGAGCUGUGGCAUUUGCCAGGGGACUGGAGGCAAACAUCUUCCUUAAAGUUCUAGACAUCUCAUACAAUGGCUUUGGGGAUCCUGGAGCCUCUGCAGUGGGUGAGGCUCUGAAGGCCAACAACGUGUUGGAGGAACUCAACAUGAGCAACAACCGCAUCUCUGCGAUGGGAGCCCUGAGCCUGGGCCUGGGCCUCCGGGUCAACCAGACGCUGAGGAUUCUCGUAGUGUCCAGGAAUCCCAUCCGAAGUGAAGGCUGCUUUGGUCUCCUCAAGUCUGUCCAGGACAAUCCAGCCUCUGCCCUGGAACUACUGGAUUUCUCAGAUAUCCAGGUGAAUGCAGAGUUUGAUGGCCUUGCUAGCUCAGUGAAGGGAAUUCUUCCAGAACUCUGUAUAAAGACUGGCGCUUGCAGAGUGGAGUAUAAAAAGGAGUUGCUGCCAGUCUUCAGAUCAGUCCUGCCAGCGUCUGUCCCUAAGUGACCUCGGAGUGUGGCUUCCUCAUCUCCAGUCAGCUGCUUUGACCUCCAGGGUGAGGAGCUCUUGACUCACGAGGCCUUGUUACCACUUGUGUCUGCACCGAGUCCCCACGUCAGCCGUGUGCUAAGUCCUAUGGAGCUGGCCUUCAUGGUGCCCACACACCUGUACCCUCCUCUGUGCCCCACGGACCCUGCACUCAUCUGGGCCUUCAUGUGCUCUCACUCAUUCCUGUCACACAAACCCCUACUAAGUACUGCACAUUGAGCUGGGCAUGGUAUCCAAGAUGCCCAAGCAAGUCCCUGCCCUCCCCAUGUUCAUGUUCUGGUGACCUCAGGAAACUAUUAAAAUAUAAGGGGGGGUGCACACUCUACUUUUGAGAGUACAAACAGGCACAGCCUUUUUGGAAGGCAAUUUAUCAUCAUGCACUGAGAGCCUCAAAACUGCCUGUGCCCUUUGAUACAAUCAUUUGACUAAUGUGCUCUAGAGAAAUAACCAGAGAUGCAUAAAAGAUUGAUGCCUAAAGAUGCUCAUGGGGCCGGGUGCGGUGGCUCACACCUGUAAUCCCAGCCCUUUUGGAGGCUGAGGUGGGUGGAUCACUU